Molecule: messenger RNA, 3313 nt
Organism: Danio aesculapii
Lineage: Eukaryota; Metazoa; Chordata; Actinopteri; Cypriniformes; Danionidae
Gene: nr2f6b
Product: nuclear receptor subfamily 2, group F, member 6b
Exons: 5
Coding region: 1188-2402 (404 amino acids)
Biological process (GO): cell differentiation; anatomical structure development; negative regulation of transcription by RNA polymerase II
Molecular function (GO): zinc ion binding; nuclear receptor activity; RNA polymerase II cis-regulatory region sequence-specific DNA binding
Source: RefSeq, a predicted model, not a curated record
UUCUGCAGAGCCAAAAGGUGCUACUGUAAGAACCAAGUAAGAAGAGGCUCAGGAUUGUGUUGUUUUAAUGAUGACAGACCGAGGAACUUUCUUGAACUUUGAUCCUUGAGGAACAGGGUGGGGGUGACUCUUGAGUGCUGUUUAUCAUUACCCAGGUUGCCGUCCUCAUGUUUGUGACUCUGGCUUUCUUCUGUUUGGAAAUCAACUCUUCACAAGCAGUGUAAAUAAAGCAGUUUCCUUUGGAUUAUAUGAAGGUUAGAUAACCCUUAAGUUUAUAGCUCAAAGGCUUCAUUGCACAAAGGACUGGAGGGUUACAAUUAUUUACGGAAAAGAAAAGUAGACACAAUUGGGAUGACUGUUGGCAUACAGUUAAAACCUGAACCAUAAAAUAAUUACGAUGUCUUAGUUGAUUUAAUAAGAGUUAGAUGGGUCUUGUUUGAGUUCACAGACUUUGGUGUGUUCCGAGCACAUGCUGAAAAACUCAUCUGAAACUCUAGAGGACACACUUGUGGGAUUAGUGGUGUGUUCUUACACGGAAAUCCUUGGAACCUGGAGGCUUAAUCUAACCUCUCUGUUUGAUCUCUGUUUGAUUUCAUUGCUGUCCCUGAGAAGCAACAGAGACACUAAGAGAUCUAAUGUGAUUUUUAGGUUAUUAAAUCCUGAAAUAGACUAUUUGAUUCAAACCAUCACAAUUGACCUGCAAUACCCUCUGCAUUUCUAAACAGGGCUGCAUGUUUCUUAGUACGGAAGGAACUGGUUUAACUUGUUGGUUACUAGGGGGCAUGUCGAGUAGGUUUUCCCAGUGUAAUGACACAGUGGCUGCUAGCUGAGAAAGAGUUUCAUUUCAUCCCCGUCUCUGAGCUGUGCAGCAUGUGGAUGAGCUCGUCUUUUCCCCUGAAGUCUGGGUGCGUUUAUCUGUAAUUUAUAGUUUCCUGUGAAAAGGGCGAGGUAAGCUGUCCAACUCUCAGCUGCUCAUUGAUUCAAAGGAAUCUUGGGAUCUUCAGAGACUUUUUUGUGGUUAGAGGAUAAGAAGAAACGCACUGGGAUGAGUGUUCCCCUGACAGGAUUUUGAUAUGACGUUUGGCGGCAAAAACAUGUCAGCCUGCUUAAAGGGAUUCGCUCUGGGGCGGCUCUGAAUUCUCGACGCAGGAAGGUUUCUCGAGCAGCUCCUGCUGGUGUACACAGAGAUGGCCAUGGUGAGCGGGGGAUGGGCCAACCCCAACGGCAGUGCUAAUGGACUCGGUGAGAAAGGUUACCUGCGGGGGGAGGAGGAGGGAAGCUCGCCCCAGGCAGGGAACAGCGAUGUGGAAGGUGGCGAGGAGGACAAGGCCUGCGUGGUGGACUGUGUGGUGUGUGGAGACAAAUCCAGCGGGAAGCACUAUGGCGUUUUCACCUGUGAAGGGUGCAAGAGUUUCUUCAAAAGGAGCAUCAGACGGAACCUCAACUACACGUGCAGAUCAAACAGAGAAUGCCAGAUUGAUCAGCAUCACCGUAACCAGUGUCAGUACUGCCGUCUGAAGAAGUGCUUCCGGGUCGGUAUGAGGAAAGAAGCUGUUCAGCGUGGCCGAAUUCCUCCAUCCCACGCAGGCGUCAGCCCAGCCUCCAUGGUUGGAGCAGGUGGUGAUGUUGGAGGAGGUCCAGGCAUGGGUGCUGAUUUCUUCAAUGGUCAGCCAGUGUCUGAACUCAUCUCUCAACUACUGAGAGCAGAGCCGUACCCCAACAGCCGUUAUGGAGCCCAGUGUGGCCAGCAGCUCCCGGGCGCCAACAGCUCCAUGAUGGGCAUUGACAAUAUAUGUGAGCUUGCAGCCCGGCUGCUGUUCAGCACCAUAGAGUGGGCCAGGAAUAUUCCCUAUUUUCCUGACCUGCCAGUCUCGGAGCAGGUGGCCCUUCUAAGGCUCAGCUGGAGUGAACUGUUCAUCCUGAAUGCAGCUCAGUCGGCGUUACCCCUGCACACGGCCCCUCUGCUGGCAGCUGCUGGGUUUCACUCCUCCCCUAUGCCCGCUGACCGCGUCGUGUCCUUCAUGGAUCAGGUGCGGGUCUUUCAGGACCAGGUGGACAAGCUGACACGACUACAGGUGGAUUCUGCUGAAUACAGCUGUCUGAAAGCCAUCGCUCUGUUCUCACCAGAUGCAUGUGGGCUGUCGGAUCCGGCGCAUGUCGAGAGCCUGCAGGAGAAAGCACAGGUGGCCCUGACCGAGUACGAGCGCAUACAGUAUCCAGGCCAGCCCCAGCGCUUCGGCCGGCUCCUGCUGCGACUGCCCGCCCUGAGAGCCGUUCCUGCCAACCUCAUCUCUCAACUCUUCUUCAUGCGGCUGGUUGGCAAGACGCCAAUCGAAACACUAAUCCGGGACAUGCAGCUCUCUGGAAGCUCCAUCAGCUGGCCGUAUGCGCCUGGACAGUAGACGAACAAUCAGAGGACUUAUUCCCAUGUCCCAUCUCAGGCUGCUCCCAUGAUUCCACAGUAACUGUGCGGAUAGAUGUUGUGUGUGGGCUUUGUCGAUCGUGUGUAUAUAUAUAUAUAUAUAUGACUAAAGGUGGAUGACACAUAUGUUCCUAUGCAGUUUUAUUGAGCCAUCCAGUACCAGGAUACCUCACGUUUUUGGUCAUGAGCAUCAACAAAUUCUCUCAAAAAACAUUUGACAAGCUGAAUGAUAAACAAGGACUGAUUACGAAGUCAGCUGGUAUUUGAUCCAAAGCUUUAAAAGGAGAAUUUAUAAUACCUUCUUUUUGAGAGCAUAGCGAACUACUUUAAAGCUAGUGUAGAUUAAGUGUACAUUAAGAAUCUUUAUAACAGACAGCAUUUGUGAGUCAAAAAUGUUGGGAUGAAUACUUGAAAAAUCAGUGAAUGGCUAUAUUUGGAAUGGGAUACUAGCAUACUCCACACUACUGUAUACUGCUUUAUAUUAAAAAUUGUAUGUCAAAAUAUGCAACAUUUCAUGUAUCAAACAGUACUAUGCUACACUGCACUUACGUGACCUCAUGAUAUUGCAUGUUUAUGCUGUGCUACACUUAGGAUACAGUAAUCUGUGCAGUGUUGCUCAGGUUAUGUUUUGCAUAUUUUGGCAAAUGGUCAUCCAGGUAUUAUAUGCAUACAGAUACAUACUAUGCACAGUGAACCUACUAUAUAUUGCAGAGAUCUUAAGAGUAGUAUGUUAGUAUGCUGUUCUGAACAUAGUCUGUGUCCUCGAUUGUCCUAUUUAAACAGGUUUAGUGAAUUUUUCAUUGGGGUGGAGACAUUGUUCGAAGUUUUACAUUGCCGACAGUGGGAAGUAAUAAGUAUUUUUGCAUAAUAAAAAUAAAAAGAAUAAAACAA